This is a messenger RNA of Chlamydomonas reinhardtii, 3936 nucleotides long. RefSeq lists its product as uncharacterized. Bases 143 to 3283 code for a protein of 1046 amino acids. Lineage: Eukaryota; Viridiplantae; Chlorophyta; Chlorophyceae; Chlamydomonadales; Chlamydomonadaceae. Gene Ontology annotation, molecular function: GTP binding. The transcript has 13 exons. The record is from RefSeq and is a predicted model, not a curated record.
CCUUGUACCGAAUACUGUUCGGCGAGCUGCAUAUACCCGGCAGGCGGAGUUCGUGUGCUGACCUCUGAAACCGCUUCACUAACCGGGUCCUCGCGCUACGGCCAUGUUACGCACGCCGUAACGCGCAAGUAGGCGCGACAACAUGUUCGCGCUCAUCGCCGGCGCCGUCGGCGCCUCGGGCGGCAGGCUGCAUCGCUCGGCGACGUCGUCGGUAGCGGCGGGGGCCCUGUGGCUGCAGCAGCUGCUGCCGGUGCCGCCGGCGUCACUUGCCAGCGCCGACCAGCGCCGGCCGGCAUCGUUGCUGCUACUUCUGACGGGUACAGUGCGGGAGCUGCGGACUGGUGCGGCGGUGCGGCGCCGGCAGCUGCUGCUGCAGCAGCGCAAGCAGCAGGCAGCGCUGGCGAACGCGGCGGUGGACGAUGCGUUGCUGCCCAAGGUGGCACUGGUGGGUCGGCCCAAUGUGGGCAAGUCGGCCCUGUUCAACCGGCUGAUCCGCAGGAGGCAGGCGCUGGUGUAUGACACGCCGGCCAGCCACGUGACGCGUGAUUACCAGGAGGGCCGGGCCCAGCUGGGUGACCUGGUGUUCCGUGUGGCGGACACCUCUGGGCUGGAGCCGCGCACGGCGGCGGCGGCGGGGACCAUACAGGGCCGCGCCACCUCCAUCACCGCCAAGCUGCUGUCUCAGAGCCACCUGGCGCUCAUGGUGGUGGACGCCAAGACGGGUGUGCUGCCCGCUGAUGAGGAGCUGGCGGAGUGGCUGCGGCGCCACGUGCCGGCGGGGCGCGUCAUGGUGGUGGCCAACAAGGCGGAGGGAGGCCGGGCGCAGGAGGAGAUGCCGCAGACGGUGUACGACUGCUACCGGCUGGGCUUUGGCGAGCCGAUGGCCGUGUCGGCCUCCACAGGGGAGGGACUGGCCGACCUGUUUGCGGCGCUGCAGCCGCCGCUGGACGCGGUCAGCGCCCAGCUGCGGGCGGCGGAUGAGGCGGCCAAGCAGCGGGCGGAGGAGCGGAGGGAUCGUGAGCGGGAGGCGCGGAGGAGGGAGCGGGAGGUGGAGGUGGAGGUGGAGGAGGGGAGGCGCGGGCGGAGGCGGCCGCGGCUGUUUCCUGUGGCUGGUGCCGGCGGCGGUGCCGGUGGUGAGGAAGGGCUGGCGGCGGCGCAGGCGUCGGACUCGGACGAUGAAGAGGAGGAGGACGAAGAGGAUGCCAAGCCGGCGGGCGGUCUGGGUGUGAUGAAGCUGGCAAUCAUGGGUCUGCCCAAUGCGGGCAAGUCCACGCUGCUCAACGCGCUGCUGGGCGAGCAGCGCGCAGUGACGGGCCCGGAGCCGGGGCUCACGCGCGACUCGGUGCGGGCGGCGUGGACGUAUGGCGACACGGCGGUGGAGCUGGUGGACACCGCGGGCUGGGUGGGGCUGGGCCGGACUACCAGCUAUGACGACGUGGGCGGCGAGGUGGCGGCCAUGUCGCGGCGCGCCGCCCUGACCAGCCUGGCGCAGGUGCACGUGGUGCUGCUGGUGCUGGAUGCGGAGAGGGCGCUGGCCAGCGACCGGGUGAUGAGCCGGCGCGAGGUGUCGCUGGCGGGCACAGUGCUGCGCGAGGGCAAGGCGCUGGUGGUGGUGGCGAACAAGGCCGACGUGCUCAGUGUGGCACAGCGGAGGGCGUUCACCAAGGCUCUGCAGCGGCACCUGGGUGAGCGCUUCCUGGACGCGGGCGAGCUGCCGGUGGUGGAGGUGUCGGCGCGGGCCGGCACCGGGCUGGACGACGUCAUGCCCACAGCCCUGGCCGCUUACACGGCAUGGAACAAGAGGGUGAGCACCGCGCGGCUGAACCGCUUCAUGCAGAAGCUGCAGCUGCGCAUGGUGGGCACCGGGCUGGACCGCACCCUGGAGCGGGUCAAGUACCUGACACAGCUCAAGGCCCGGCCGCCCACCUUCACGGCCUUCAUGGCGGGCAGCACCCCGGUGGGCCGCGAGUUCGGCGUGUUCCUGGCGGCGCAGCUGCGGGAGGUGCUGGGCUUCCAGGGGGUGCCGCUGCGAGUAUGGUUCAGGUACAAGGAGAAGCGGGCGGACCGGCUCAAGCGGCUGCGCUCUGCCGCAGUGGAGCGCCGGCAGCAGGCGCGAGACCAGGCGGCGCUGGGGCUGACGGCGGCGGGCUAUGAGGAUGAGGUCGGCGAGGAGAGCGAGGCGGAGGAGGAGGAGGCGGGCAGUGGCCAGGCACGGGCGGCGGCUAGGAGCGGCCGCACGGGCGCGGGUGCUGGCGGCGUCAGCAGUAGCGGGAGUGGCAGCAGCGGUGCCGGCAGUAUUAUGGAGCUAGCACGACAGCGUGCCGCGGAGCUGCGGCGAGACGUCGGCAUCAACGCCGGCUUUGAGUCGGAGGACGAGCAAGAGCUGGCACAGUCAGCGAAGCGACGCAAUGCUGGGAGCAGCAGUGGCAGUGGCGGCAGUAGCAGCGGCAGUUGGCUUGCAGGCGCUGGCAGGGGUGUCGCGAGCGGCGGUGCCGGAAUCGAGGAGGGCGGGCGGGGUGCUGGUCGCGGCCGCAAGCGGACAGCGCAUUGGGCGGAGGAGGAGGAGGCGUCAGCGGGCGACGACGGCUACGGCGUGUGGGUCACGGCUGAAGAGGCGGGGCAGGGGCAGGCGGCGGCGCAGGCGGACCGGGGGGCCCGCUCCGCUGGGGGCCGGGCGGACGUCCAGGCAGACGCGGCGGCUCCUAUGGGAGGCCCGGAGCGUGGCAGCGGCGGUGGGGUUGGGGGCGACGCGGGGCCAGGGCGGCCGGGUGGCGGCUCGAGGCUCCAGGUUGAUGUGCGGAGUCAACAACAGCAGCCACGGGUGCAGUUGCUUGAUGAUGCGGAGAAGGAGGAGGAUGUAUACGUGAUGGACAGGCAGGCUGCACCAAGGGCGCGGCCGCAAGGGGAAGCGGCAGCGGCAGGGGCCGCGGCUGCCGUGACCGCUGGCGCUUGGCCGCGGAAACGGCAAGUGGCCUCCAGCGCUUCCUCCACCACCUUCGAGCCCGCUCCUGGUGGCAGAGGCAGCAGCAGCAACAAGAUCAACAGCAAUCAUGCCGGCAGCAGCACCGGCAGUAGCACAAGCCGGCGGGCGGCGCUCCGCACUGCUGCGGCGCUGCUGCUGACUGCGCGGAAGCCGUCGGCGGCACUCACGCCAGUGCGGCCGCGCAGCCGCGCGGCUGGGGGCAAAGCGAAGGCGAAGGCGGCGGGGGCGGGGGGAGGGGCAGGUGGCUGGGGCGGCUCAGGGCCACGCGGGGGCGCAGCUGGGGGGCGGACACAGCGGUGACAUUCGCCGCUAGAUGAGUGCUUGCUCUCGUGGGUGCGGUGCAUUGGCAGUGAUGUAGCGGCACGUGGAUGGCGCAGCGGCGCGUGUAACGCUUUGCCGUGUGGUGUCCGAUGUUCGCCCCGCUUCGGGCAGACUCGGGUCGGUUUUGGCGGCGAUGCCUGACAACCCACAGGGACGUAAGACGAACGUCCCAUCCGUGCCAGUGACACAUUCGGUCUGCAGCACAACUACCGAGUCUCGCUUCACAGAUGCGGCAGGUCAGAUCCUGCGCUACUGACACCAGAUAUGCUUGGCCAGGAAACCCGACAUGCCGCGCCAUCAUGUUGCCUGAACCUGGCACCGCUAGGCCUGUACAGCCCGGGACAGUACCCGCCCUGGUCACCUGACUUGAGCGGGGUGCACUUGUGAACGGGCAUUGGGGCUUGAGCACAAGCGGCGAUGUCUGCAAGGCUGGAUGCCCCUAGCCCCCCUGCCUAGCAAAGCCAACAGGCCGGCAGGCGGAGAGUCAUACGACUGUGAAUGGCGCUGGUGCCUUACCACGGUCAGGAUGGCAAAGGCACUGCGCGGCACUGGGCUGGGUAUGAAACGCCAGGAAGCGCAGGGACCCAAAGUUGCCUUGGCGUGGGUGAUGAUGAGACCAGGGACAUGUUGGC